UGCGUCACUGGCCCAGGUGGAGGGACGGGACUCCGGAAGCAGCCCCGGGGCCUCUGCCCUGAGAGCACAGAGCAUUUCUGAGCCGGGUCUUCACUCCUGUCACCCCCGUGUCUUUCCGGGGGCCUGGGCAUGCCUCGCGCGUGUCUGUGGGAGGCGGAAACGGCUGCGGGGGCCGUCUACUGGCGAAGGGGCCUAGUCCUCAUCCGCCAUGUCCGGGGGCUUCGAGCUGCAGCCGCGGGACGGCGGCCCCCGGGUGGCCCUGGCGCCCGGGGAGACGGUGAUCGGCCGCGGGCCACUGCUGGGAAUAACAGACAAGAGAGUCUCCCGAAGACAUGCCAUUCUUGAGGUGGUAGGCGGUCAGCUUCGCAUCAAACCGAUACACACAAAUCCAUGUUUUUAUCAGUCUUCUAAGAGGAGCCAGCUCUUACCAAUGAAGACAAAUCUGUGGCGCUGGUUGAAUCCUGGAGAUACUUUUUCUCUGUUAGUUGACAAAUAUAUUUUCCGUGUUUUUUCUACACGCUCUGAAACAGAAAUGGAAUGUACCUUGAGAAACAGUCAAAUGCUUGAAGAAGAUAAUACACCAAAUGAAAUACCAAAAUCUCCCAUGAUUAAUUUGCCUGAUAAGACACCUAGUACCUCACAACUGGAAAAAAGCGCAGAAAAUAUCAAGGGCCAGACCACUUCCACAGCAAGUGCGUCUUUUGUAGGUGACUGUAGAGAUGUCAGUAAUCAACAGCCAAACCUUACACAGAGGAAAAGAAUCCUUCCAGCUUGGAUGUUAGCAGAAGAUUUAAGUGAUCAAAACCUUUCAUCACCUGGAAUCAGUGGAGAUAACAAUGUAAUCCAGGGAAGUGGAAAAGAUGGAAUCUGUGAAAAUAAAACCCAAGUAAAUAUAUCACAGCAAGGAAGAAAACGAUCGAUUUCAUCAGGAAAUUCAGAAAGUACAUUAGCAGAACAAAACACAGGAAAAAAGUACAAAAAUGCUGAUCAAGAAGAAUCUGCCAUUUCAUCCAAGGAAAGACCACAAAUAUUUUCUGCAGUCACAUUAAGUAGCACAGAGAUGAAUAACAUGAAGACUAUUGCACAGAGAGACGAAACUCCAAUAGAAGAGCUUGGUGAGGUUUCUGAACAUAAACUCACCACUAAAGAAACAGCAGAUAAAGAAGACCAGGCAAUAGGUGGUUCUGAAAGCUAUCCAGCUCAAGACAAAUCAUUCCCUGUUGAGUCUGCAGGACCUCAUCCUGAAUCUGGCUCGGCUCCCACCAGUCCUGAAACUUUGCAUGCAAAGGCUGCUGACUCAGUUCCAGAAGGUUCUGAUGAAAACAAAGUCAAGAGGACAUCCUGCAUGUAUGGGGCAAACUGCUACAGGAAGAAUCCUGUUCAUUUUCAACACUUCAGCCACCCUGGUGAUAGUGAUUAUGGAGAUGCACAAGUUACGGGCCAAGAGGAGACUGAUGACCGGCCGGAGUGUCCCUAUGGAGCAUCUUGUUACAGGAAGAAUCCCCAGCACAAGAUAGAGUACAGACAUGACACACUCCCAGUGAGAAAUGCUGCAGAUGAAGAUAAUGAGCAACCUGAAGAAUGUGACCUCAAUGACAGCUUUCAAGAGGAAGAGGAAGAAGAAUGUGAUCCAACAGAUGAAGAUCCUGAUUGGGAACCAGGAAGGGAAGAUGAGGAGAAGGAAGAUGUGGAAGAGCUUUUGAGAGAAGCUAAAAAAUUUUUGAGGAGAAAGAAGUGACCCUUUUUUGCAAUAAUAAAUGAUUCACAUGUCCUUUUUCUUUAUGGAAGAAAAUCAAUAAGUAGGUACUUAUUUUGGUAGUUACAACAGCUUUUACUAUUGAUUCACUGCAAAGGAGACACUGAAAUGUCAGCCUUCAAUGUAGUAGAUUUUGUUACCUUUUCUGUCCUAUUUAAAGUAUCUGGAAAUAGGAAAAGGACAGAAGGUAAAGAGUAGUAAUUUGAUAUUUUUCAUGUUAUUUGUGUGUUGGUAAUAAAAAGUGAAAAGCAUA
Oryctolagus cuniculus (rabbit) is the source of this 2009-nucleotide messenger RNA. RefSeq names its product aprataxin and PNKP like factor (gene APLF). Gene Ontology annotation, cellular component: nucleus; site of double-strand break. NCBI's taxonomy places the organism in Eukaryota, Metazoa, Chordata, Mammalia, Lagomorpha, Leporidae. Gene Ontology annotation, molecular function: 3'-5' exonuclease activity; protein binding; DNA-(apurinic or apyrimidinic site) endonuclease activity. Gene Ontology annotation, biological process: double-strand break repair. The record is from RefSeq and is a predicted model, not a curated record.